AUGGCCCUGUCCGACCUCCUAGUCGACAUCCUCACCAAUCCACGGCAUACAAAAUGGAUGGCCCCUCUGCUGCUCCUCGGCGAUGCAGCCCUGUGCGCGCUGGUUAUCUGGAAGAUAUCCUACACCGAGAUUGACUGGACAACCUACAUGCAACAGGUCUCGCUCUACAUCUCCGGAGAACGCGAUUACACCCUGAUCAAAGGCUCGACCGGCCCACUCGUCUACCCCGCCGCCCACGUCUACAUCUACACGCUCCUCUACCACCUCACCGAUGAAGGGCGCGAUAUCCUGGUUGGCCAGAUACUGUUCGCGGGGCUGUACCUGUCGACUCUGGUCGUCGUGUUGGGUUGCUACAGGCACGCCGGUGCGCCGCCGUACCUGUUCCCGCUGCUCGUCCUGUCCAAACGCCUGCACAGCAUCUUCGUGCUGCGCUUGUUCAAUGAUGGUGUCGCCGCGUUCGCUAUGUGGUUGGCUAUCUAUCUCUAUCAAAAGCGCAAGUGGACCGCUGGCGUUGCGGUGUGGUCUGCCGGCGUGGCGGUCAAGAUGACGCUCGUUCUGCUCGUGCCGGCGAUUGCGGUGCUCACGCUGCUCAGUCUGGGGUUGACGCGCAGUGUCGCGUUGGGGGCUAUGGCAGUUCUGAUCCAGGUUGGUGUCCUGCUCGCGGUGCCUUUCCUCCAAGCCAAUCCUACGGGCUAUCUCUCGCGCGCGUUCGAGCUCUCCAGGCAAUUCUUGUUCAAAUGGACGGUGAAUUGGCGAUUCGUCGGCGAAGACACAUUUCUCUCGAAGGAAUUCUCUCUAGCCUUGCUGGUCCUCCACGUCUCCCUGCUGGCUAUCUUCUCCGCCUCCUGGGUAAGGCCCUCCGGCACCAAUAAUGUGUUCCGCUGGGCACAGGGCCUUCUCCAAGGCCGCCAGCAACCAAUCGCCCUCUCCAAAUCCUUCAUUAUGACCGUCACACUGAGCUCGCUGGUCAUUGGCUUGCUCUGUGCUCGGUCCCUGCACUACCAGUUCUUCGCCUAUUUGUCAUGGGCCACCCCGUUUCUGCUUUGGCGGACGGGCCUCCACCCGGUUCUUGUGUAUGUCGUUUGGGCACUGCAGGAGUGGGCUUGGAAUGUCUAUCCCAGCAGCAACGUGAGUUCGGCGGUGGUAGUCUUGUCGCUCGGUGUCCAGGUGUUGGGGGUGUGGUUGAAUGGGUCGAGCGAGGUAGAUAAUGGUGGUCCUCGGAAAGAGCUCAUUCAAUAA
Penicillium riverlandense is the source of this 1239-nucleotide messenger RNA. RefSeq names its product dolichyl-P-Man:Man(5)GlcNAc(2)-PP-dolichol alpha-1,3-mannosyltransferase (gene alg3). Bases 1 to 1239 code for a protein of 412 amino acids. The record is from RefSeq and is a predicted model, not a curated record. NCBI's taxonomy places the organism in Eukaryota, Fungi, Ascomycota, Eurotiomycetes, Eurotiales, Aspergillaceae. Gene Ontology annotation, cellular component: endoplasmic reticulum. Gene Ontology annotation, molecular function: dol-P-Man:Man(5)GlcNAc(2)-PP-Dol alpha-1,3-mannosyltransferase activity. The transcript has 3 exons.